GCCAUUAUGUUGGGUAGUACUAUUUUUCAAAUACGGGCCUGCCGACUGGGACUUGGUAAGAAAUAGAUCGGGCUACUAUCUUAUUCAAGCUAGGGUUCAUCGACUCUAAGAAGCCUGACGGUGAUGAUGACGUUGAUUAGUAGGAGUUCGCUAAUCCCGACGGGGGUGAGCCUGUUUGGUGCCAUCGGCGGCGCGGCGACGGCUAUAGUAGCAAUGACGCUAAGAGACGAAAAAGAUAUGCUGCCGCUACGGCCACCACUGGAAUGCCACUGGCGUAACGACACGAUUGAGCCUAAAAGAAUACUGGCAAGGCCGCCCGUGAAAAAAGAAGUGCCAAAAACAUACAGCACUAGGGAUUCGCUGGUGGCCACCCACCCAACUACUAGUCUAGCGGUCAGAAGCCUUGUCUCUGAGACUCAAAGUGGCCGAAAAUGAGGGUAUACAGGAGUCGAAAAUGGGGCUCCAGAAGUGCACCGAAUAAAAAUGCGGCGUCUUAUCUCUUAUCUUGAUUAAAACGGAUU
Messenger RNA from Lasiosphaeria miniovina, 521 nucleotides. RefSeq lists its product as uncharacterized. The transcript has a single exon. The coding region runs from base 124 to 435 and encodes 103 amino acids. Lineage: Eukaryota; Fungi; Ascomycota; Sordariomycetes; Sordariales; Lasiosphaeriaceae. The record is from RefSeq and is a predicted model, not a curated record.